Didymodactylos carnosus is the source of this 1806-nucleotide messenger RNA. The record is from the annotation of a GenBank genome assembly. NCBI's taxonomy places the organism in Eukaryota, Metazoa, Rotifera, Eurotatoria, Philodinida, Philodinidae.
AUGGUACAUAAUAAGACCUUAGCAGCGCAAAUUUACUCAGAAAUGAAGGCAAUCUUCCCUGACAAUGCUGUAGAAUAUUUUGUCUCAUAUUAUGAUUAUUAUCAGCCAGAAGCAUAUAUUGCUAGAACGGAUACAUAUAUAGAAAAAGAUUCUUCAAUUAAUGAACAAAUAGAUUUAUUAAGGCAUUCUGCUACUAGAUCAUUAUUAGAACGUCGUGAUGUAAUAGUAGUAUCAUCAGUCUCUUGCAUUUAUGGUCUUGGUUCACCAGAGCUUUAUUAUCAAAUGACUAUAACACUUAAAGCUGGAGAGACUUAUAUUAGAGAUAAACUCCUUGGUGAUUUAGUAAAUUUACAAUAUGAGCGUAAUGAUAUAGGUUUCGAGCGAGGAACUUUUAGAGUUAAAGGAGAUAAUAUUCAUAUUUUUUCAGUGCAUUAUAACGAUAAAGCUUGGCGAUUAUCAUUCUUUGGUAAUGACCAAGAAUAUAUUAGAGAAUUUGAUCCUUUGACAGGAGAAAAAUUAGUUCAAUUAGAUAACGCGGUAAUUUAUGGUAGUUCUCACUUCGUAACUCCAAAAGAAGUAGUGGAAACAGCUAUUGUCCAAAUAGAAGAAGAAUUACAACAACGUUUAGCAUGGCUAAAUAAACAUGAUAAAUUAUUAGAAGCCCAAAGGCUGAAUCAGCGUACUCAAUAUGAUAUAGAAAUGUUGAUGGAAACUGGCAGCUGUAAAGGUAUUGAGAAUUAUUCAAGGUUUUUAACAGGUAAAGCUUCUGGGGCGCCACCCCCUACUUUAUUUGAAUAUUUACCUAAAGAUGCAUUAUUAUUUGUAGAUGAAAGCCACGUAGCUGUGCCGCAAAUUAGAGCUAUGUAUAAUGGAGAUAGAGCGAGAAAGGAAGCGCUAGUAGAGCAUGGUUUUCGCCUUCCUUCAGCGCUAGAUAAUAGGCCAUUAAAAUUCGAAGAAUGGCAAGUCUUUAGGCCUCAAACAGUUUUUGUUUCAGCUACUCCAGCGCCUUUUGAAUUACAAGAAAGCAAAGGACAAGUAGUAGAACAAAUUAUUAGACCUACCGGGUUACUUGAUCCAGAAUGUGUUAUAAAGCCAGUUACUAAACAAGUGGAAGAUUUAUUAAGCGAGGUCCAAGCUACUAUAGCCCAAGGGUUACGUGUUUUAGUUACAACUCUUACUAAAAAAAUGGCAGAAGAUUUAACAAAUUAUCUCCAAGAAUUAGGAUAUAAAGUAUCAUAUUUACAUUCUAAUGUACAUACUUUGGAACGUAUAGAAAUUAUUAGAGAUUUACGGCAAGGUAAUAUUGAUAUUCUAGUAGGUAUUAAUCUAUUACGUGAAGGCUUAGAUAUUCCCGAAUGUGGGCUUGUUGCUAUAUUAGAUGCAGAUAAAGAAGGAUUUUUGCGAUCAGAAGUUUCCCUAAUUCAAACUAUUGGAAGGGCUGCCCGCAAUAGUCAAGGGAGGGUAGUACUAUACGCUGAUGUGAUUACGAAGUCUAUUGAAAAAGCAGUAGGGGAAACACAUAGAAGAAGAAAAGUACAACAAGAAUAUAAUCAAAAACAUUCUAUAAUACCCAAAACUAUUAAUCACAAUAUUCACGCGUUGGUUGAAUUAGAAAAAUUCGAUAAUAAAUUAGACAAUAAAAAACAAAUUCAUUCUUUAUUAGAGCAGCCAAUAAAAUUAAAAGCUCAUAUUAAUAAAUUAAAAAAGGAAAUGAACCGGGCAGCUAGUAACUUAGAAUUCGAAGAGGCAGCGAAGUUACGUGAUCAAAUUAAUGUGUUAGAAGAGGCGGCAUUAGAAUUAGGCUAA